GCGGUGGAGAGCCGAGCGGGCGGGCGGCGGGUGCGGAGCGGGCGAGCGAGCGAGCGCGCGCGGCCGCCACAAAGCUCGGGCGCCGCGGGGCUGCAUGCGGCGUACCUGGCCCGGCGCGGCGACUGCUCUCCGGGCUGGCGGGGGUCGGCCGCGAGCCCCGGGGGCCCCGAGGCCGCAGCUUGCCUGCGCGCUCUGAGCCUUCGCAACUCGCGAGCAAAGUUUGGUGGAGGCAACGCCAAGCUUGAGUCCUUUCUUCUUCUCGUUCCCCAAAUCCGAGGGCAGCCCGCGGGCGUCAUGCCCGCGCUCCUCCGCAGCCGGGGGUGCGCGUGAAGCCCGGGAGGCUUGGCGCCGGCGAAGACCCAAGGACCACCCUUCUGCGUUUGGAGUUGCUCCCCCCAACCCCGGGCUCGUCGCUUUCUCCAUCCCGACCCACGCGGGGCGCGGGGACAACACAGAUCGCGGAGGAGCGUUGCCAUUCAAGUGACUGCAGAGCAGCAGCGGCGGAGCCAGCGGCGGCAGCGCCUCGGUUCCUGAGCCCACCGCAGGCUGAAGGCAUUGCGCGCAGUCCAUGCCCGUAGAGGAAGUGUGCAGAUGGGAUUAACGUCCACAUGGAGAUAUGGAAGAGGACCAGGGAUUGGUACCAUAACCAUGGUCAGCUGGGGUCGUUUCAUCUGCCUGGUCGUGGUCACCAUGGCAACCUUGUCCCUGGCCCGGCCCUCCUUCAGUUUAGUUGAGGAUACCACAUUAGAGCCAGAAGAGCCACCAACCAAAUACCAAAUCUCUCAACCAGAAGUGUACGUGGCUGCGCCAGGGGAGUCGCUAGAGGUGCGCUGCCUGUUGAAAGAUGCCACCGUGAUCAGUUGGACUAAGGAUGGGGUGCACUUGGGGCCCAACAAUAGGACAGUGCUUAUUGGGGAGUACUUGCAGAUAAAGGGCGCCACGCCUAGAGACUCCGGCCUCUAUGCUUGUACUGCCACUAGGACUGUAGACAGUGAAACUUGGUACUUCAUGGUGAAUGUCACAGAUGCCAUCUCAUCUGGAGAUGAUGAGGAUGACACCGAUGGUGCGGAAGAUUUUGUCAGUGAGAACAGUAACAACAAGAGAGCACCAUACUGGACCAACACAGAAAAGAUGGAAAAGCGGCUCCAUGCUGUGCCUGCAGCCAACACUGUCAAGUUUCGCUGCCCAGCCGGGGGGAACCCAACACCGACCAUGCGGUGGCUGAAAAACGGGAAGGAGUUUAAGCAGGAGCAUCGCAUUGGAGGCUACAAGGUACGAAACCAGCACUGGAGCCUCAUUAUGGAAAGCGUGGUCCCAUCUGACAAGGGAAAUUAUACCUGUGUGGUGGAGAAUGAAUACGGGUCCAUCAAUCACACGUACCACCUGGAUGUUGUGGAGCGAUCGCCUCACCGGCCCAUCCUUCAAGCCGGACUGCCGGCAAAUGCCUCCACAGUGGUCGGAGGAGACGUAGAGUUUGUCUGCAAGGUUUACAGUGAUGCCCAGCCCCACAUCCAGUGGAUCAAGCACGUGGAAAAGAACGGCAGUAAAUACGGGCCUGACGGGCUGCCCUACCUCAAGGUUCUCAAGCACUCGGGGAUAAAUAGUUCCAAUGCAGAAGUGCUGGCUCUGUUCAAUGUGACCGAGGCGGAUGCUGGGGAAUAUAUAUGUAAGGUCUCCAAUUAUAUAGGGCAGGCCAACCAGUCUGCCUGGCUCACUGUCCUGCCAAAACAGCAAGCUCCUGGAAGAGAAAAGGAGAUCACAGCUUCCCCAGACUACCUGGAGAUAGCCAUUUACUGCAUAGGGGUCUUCUUAAUCGCCUGUAUGGUGGUAACAGUCAUCCUGUGCCGAAUGAAGAACACGACCAAGAAGCCAGACUUCAGCAGCCAGCCGGCUGUGCACAAGCUGACCAAGCGCAUCCCCCUGCGGAGACAGGUAACAGUUUCGGCUGAGUCCAGCUCCUCCAUGAACUCCAAUACCCCGCUGGUGAGGAUAACAACACGCCUCUCUUCAACGGCAGACACCCCCAUGCUGGCAGGGGUCUCCGAGUAUGAACUUCCAGAGGACCCAAAAUGGGAGUUUCCAAGAGAUAAGCUGACACUGGGCAAGCCCCUGGGAGAAGGUUGCUUUGGGCAAGUGGUCAUGGCGGAAGCAGUGGGAAUUGACAAAGACAAGCCCAAGGAGGCGGUCACCGUGGCCGUGAAGAUGUUGAAAGAUGAUGCCACAGAGAAAGACCUUUCUGAUCUGGUGUCAGAGAUGGAGAUGAUGAAGAUGAUUGGGAAACACAAGAAUAUCAUAAAUCUUCUUGGAGCCUGCACACAGGAUGGGCCUCUCUAUGUCAUAGUUGAGUAUGCCUCUAAAGGCAACCUCCGAGAAUACCUCCGAGCCCGGAGGCCACCCGGGAUGGAGUACUCCUAUGACAUUAACCGUGUUCCUGAGGAGCAGAUGACCUUCAAGGACUUGGUGUCAUGCACCUACCAGCUGGCCAGAGGCAUGGAAUACUUGGCUUCCCAAAAAUGUAUUCAUCGAGACUUAGCAGCCAGAAAUGUUUUGGUAACAGAAAACAAUGUGAUGAAAAUAGCAGACUUUGGACUUGCCAGAGAUAUCAACAAUAUAGACUAUUACAAAAAGACCACCAAUGGGCGACUUCCAGUCAAGUGGAUGGCUCCAGAAGCCCUGUUUGAUAGAGUAUACACUCAUCAGAGUGAUGUCUGGUCCUUCGGGGUGUUAAUGUGGGAGAUCUUCACUUUAGGGGGCUCGCCCUACCCAGGGAUUCCCGUGGAGGAACUUUUUAAGCUGCUGAAGGAAGGACACAGAAUGGAUAAACCAGCCAACUGCACCAACGAACUGUACAUGAUGAUGAGGGACUGUUGGCAUGCAGUGCCCUCCCAGAGACCAACGUUCAAGCAGUUGGUAGAAGACUUGGAUCGAAUUCUCACUCUCACAACCAAUGAGGAAUACUUGGACCUCAGCCAACCUCUCGAACAGUAUUCACCUAGUUACCCUGACACAAGAAGUUCUUGUUCUUCAGGAGAUGAUUCUGUUUUUUCUCCAGACCCCAUGCCUUACGAACCAUGCCUUCCUCAGUAUCCACACAUAAACGGCAGUGUUAAAACAUGAAUGACUGUGUCUGCCUGUCCCCAAACAGGACAGCACUGGGAACCUAGCUACACUGAGCAGGGAGACCAUGCCUCCCAGAGCUUGUUGUCUCCGCUUGUAUAUAUGGAUCAGAGGAGUAAAUAAUUGGAAAAGUAAUCAGCAUACGUGUAAAGAUUUAUACAGUUGAAAACUUGUAAUCUUCACCAGGAGGAGAAGAAGGUUUCUGGAGCAGUGGACUGCCACAAGCCACCACGUAACCCCUCUCACCUGCCGCGCAUACUGGCUGUGGACCAGUAGGACUCAAGGUGGACAUGCGUUCUGCCUUCCUUGUUAAUUUUGUAAUAAUUGGAGAAGAUUUAUGUCAGCACACACUUACAGAGCACAAAUGCAGUAUAUAGGUGCUGGAUGUAUGUAAAUAUAUUCAAAUUAUGUAUAAAUAUAUAUUAUAUAUUUACAAGGAA
Pongo pygmaeus (Bornean orangutan) is the source of this 3557-nucleotide messenger RNA. It is a transcript of the gene FGFR2, whose product is annotated as fibroblast growth factor receptor 2. Gene Ontology annotation, cellular component: plasma membrane; signaling receptor complex. NCBI's taxonomy places the organism in Eukaryota, Metazoa, Chordata, Mammalia, Primates, Hominidae. The transcript is spliced from 18 exons. Gene Ontology annotation, biological process: positive regulation of cell population proliferation; positive regulation of kinase activity; protein phosphorylation. The coding region runs from base 592 to 3117 and encodes 841 amino acids. The record is from RefSeq and is a predicted model, not a curated record. Gene Ontology annotation, molecular function: ATP binding; fibroblast growth factor receptor activity; fibroblast growth factor binding.